Molecule: messenger RNA, 1238 nt
Organism: Lasiosphaeria miniovina
Lineage: Eukaryota; Fungi; Ascomycota; Sordariomycetes; Sordariales; Lasiosphaeriaceae
Exons: 1
Coding region: 248-868 (206 amino acids)
Source: RefSeq, a predicted model, not a curated record
GUCUGAUCUCGAAAAAAAGUCAUCCUGGACAAGAUCAAGCAUUGCAAACUUGAACUCGCAGAUCCGAAAAAAGAGGGAAGAGAAGCCCCUUUCUGGAACCUCAGUGCCCAAAAGUAGUGCCUCGCGAAAAGUUGACAGAGGUGCAACACCUAAUAGGUAUCUUGGAUAGCAGUUCACGAGCGCGCCUGCCGCCGUGUCGAGGGGCGCUAACUGGGUCGACGUCGUCGGGCUAGGCACUGACAGCGCCAUGUGGCACAGGUCCCGGAACGGGUCGGCGUGGACCGCCGACUGGGAGUCGCUGGGUGGCAUCUUCAGCAGCACCGGCAGCCCGCCGGCCGUGGUAUUAUCGUGCCGGCCGGUCCGGGUGGACAUAUUUAGGAUAGGGGCGAACGAUCAGAUGUUGCACAAGGCUUUUUGGGACGGUGCGGCGGCGGCGGGUGGCUGGAUCGAGUGGGAGGACCUAGGCGGCAUCUUUGUCAGUCCGCCUGCUGCCGUGUCUUGGGGACCGGACCGCGUCCAUAUCUUUGGGCUCGGCACCGAUAAUGCGAUGUGGCACAAGGCCUGGGACGGGUCUGCGUGGACGGCCGACUGGGAGUCGCUUGGCGGAAUCUUCAACAGCCCGCCUGCUGUUGUGUCCUGGGGACCAGACCGCGUCGAUGUCUUCGGGCUUGGUACUGACAAUGCGAUGUGGCACAAGGCCUGGGAUGGGGAGGCGGCCUGGCUGCCCUCGGCUACAGGCAUGGUGUUUUUGGCUUGGGGAUUGACGACGGCUUGUAUCAUAAGGCCUGGGAUGGUAGCGGGUGGAGUCCUUCGGGGGUGGGUUGGGAAUAUCUUGGUGGUAUCUUCACCAGCGCGCCGGUUGCAGUGACGAGAGGGAUUGGUCGGAUUGAUGUUUUUGGUCUGGGUACGGAUUACCAGAUGUUGCAUAAGGCGUGGGAUGGCUUACGUUGGGCUCCCUCGAGUACCGAAUGGAAGGCUUUGGGUGGCAUCUUUGGCCCUGACGAAGCAAAGGCAUGGGGGAAUGGAGUGGUUGUAGCUGUGCUGAUGCCAGCGAUGGGGUCAUAGCCUUUUAUGGGAACGUUGAAUGUAAACCCCAGCCGCAGAGCCCGCGGGCCCAGAGACGUUUCCGGCAAGGUUGGGUGAAUAAGGAAAAUUUCGGGGCUCCUGGCUGUUCUGCGGCGGCCAAGAUGCCUAUGUCUCGAUAAUUUUUAUAAAGAGUCCGCUACUCGUGAAACGUG